Molecule: messenger RNA, 10127 nt
Organism: Coregonus sp. 'balchen'
Lineage: Eukaryota; Metazoa; Chordata; Actinopteri; Salmoniformes; Salmonidae
Source: the annotation of a GenBank genome assembly
UUGAGAAGGUCAGUGUCAACCCAGCCAAUCGUCGGAAGCCUAACAACGCUAAGCCAGCCAAUCAGACGCCUGCUAAGAAAGAGCUGCCCAGUGGGAGGAGCAAAGAGGUGAGAGUCCAGCAUCAUCCAUUCUCCUCGUCCUCUAUGGGUCGCUUUCAUUUCUCUUUUGGUUCCCUCCGUUCCCUACAUUCCCUCUGCUAGCAACUACGUUUUAUUUCAUUUUUAAGACAAAUGGAAUUUGGAUUUUGUUUAUUUUCUCACAAAUUGUUGUUAAAUUACUGCAUUGGGCUACACAUACAGUAUUGAUUGAAUAUCUUGGAUAAACCUGUGAGUAUCUCAAAUCUGUAGAUAAAAGUAAUCCAUAAAAGCUGUGAGUAGCUUUGGAUAAAGACGUCUGUUUAGUGACCAUAUUGUUAUUAUUCCUCCUCUCUAGAAAGUUUGUUUAUAUUAAUCAGACCACAUACAGUAUAUUUAAUAUUAUAAACUGGGUGGUUCGAGCCCUGAAUGCUGAUUGGCUGAAAGCCGUGGUAUAUCAGACCAUAUACCACGGGGUAUGACAAAACAUGUAUUUUUACUGCUCUAAUUACAGUACCUUGGUAACCAGUUUAUAAUAGCAAUAAGGCACCUCGGGGGUUGUGAAGUAUAUUGCCAAUAUACCACCGCUAAGGGCUGUAUCCAGGCACUCCACGUUGCGUCGUGCUUAAGAACAGCCCUUAGCAGUGGUAUAUUGGCCAUAUACCACACCGCCUCGUGCCUUAUUGUGUAAUUAUAUGAUUAUAUAUUGUAUAUGUAUUACUGUAUUGUUCUUCCUCUUCAGGAGGCUCCAGUGCGAGGCUGCUCUACCUCCAGCAGUCCCCUGAGCUCCCCCAGCAGCAGUGCUGCCCCGACCCGCUCCCCCUCCUCCACCUCUGGCCUCUCCUCAGGAUUCCUCCCCAGCCCCAGCCAGAGUGCCAAAGCCAUCAGCAGUAUGUUGGGUAAGGCUGUUUUGGAAACUGUAGCAGUACUACAUCUCUCUCUCACACACACACACACACACACACACACACACACACACACACACACACACACACACAAUCAAACACAGACACACAACACACACACACACACACACAUAUCCUUACCCAUCAGCAACAUGCUGGGUAAGGCAGUUUUGGGAAACUGUAGUGGUACUACAUUACCCAUAAUGCUAUGUGUUACAUAUCCGGUUAUGUCAUUAGGAAGUGUGUUAUGUAAAAUUUCUCUCUCUCAUCUCCUCUCCUCUCAUUACCUUAUCUUGUCAUUAUCUUAUUAUAAUGUCAUGCUGACUAUUGGUUUGAGCUGUAGUUAGAACUGAACUGUGAGAGAGAGAGAGUUGGUGGUUUGCACUAGACUGGAGAGAACCUUGUUUUUUAAUCUGAAUCUGUUUGAUGAUCCAAUCCUACACACUGCUAGCAUAUCAAGAUCUGGGACCAGGCGCACUGCCAGUAUCCCCUGUCUGAUGUAGCCUGGUACCAUUCUGAAUGUGCUGUAACCAACUCGUUUGUUAACCAUAGAAGAGUUUCCCACAGCACAUAUAGUAUGGGACUAGGUUACUAAUGAUGUACCUGGGUUGUGUUCAUUGGGCACUCCGUAACGAAACGUUUUGCAACGGAAAACUAAAACAAGCGUUUCUUAUUGGACCAGGUACAUCAUUGUAAGUCCAGGCACUCCCUCCCUGUUUAAUUUCUUCAGUUUGGUGCUUAAUGAACAAGACCCAGGUUACAAAUAAUGUAGCUAAGGUCUAAAAUCACCCUGCUCUCCUCCUCCCUCCCUCCCUCCCCCUCCCUCCCUCCCCUCCUCCCUCCCUCCCCUCCCUCUCCUCCCUCCCUCCCUCCCCUCCCUCUCCUCCUCCUCCCUCCCUCCCUCCCUCCCCCUCCCUCUCCUCCCUCCCUCCCCCUCCCUCUCCUCCUCCUCCCUCCUCCCUCCCCCUCCCUCUCCUCCUCCUCCCUCCCCCUCCCUCUCCUCCUCUUCCCCUCCUCCUCCCUCCCUCCCUCUCCUCCUCCUCCUCCCUCCCUCCCUCCCUCCCCCUCCCUCUCCUCCUCCUCCCUCCCUCCCCCCUCCCUCUCCUCUCCUCCCUCCCUCCCUCCCCCUCCCUCUCCUCUCCUCUCCUCUCCUCUCCUCUCCUCUCCUCUCCUCUCCUCUCCUCUCCUCUCCUCUCCUCUCCUCUCCUCUCCUCUCCUCUCCUCUCCUCUCCUCUCCUCUCCUCUCCUCUCCUCUCCUCUCCUCUCCUCCCUCCCUCCCUCCCUCCCUCCCUCCCUCCCUCCCUCCCUCCCUCUCCUCCUCCCUCACUUCCUCCCCCAGGUCCCAGCAGUAAGUUCCGUCACCUGCAGGGUGUGGUGCUCCACAGAGACACCCACUUCACCAACCUGAAGGGGCUCAACCUCACCACACCCGGGGAGUGUGAUGGCUUCUGUGCCAACCUCCAUCGCGUGGCCGUGCCCCUCGCCACCGCCGGGGGUCAGAUCGCCAUAUUUGAGGUACUUCCAUACUAAGGAAAUGGAAGAUAAUAUUUCUUUAUUCGAAAUGUUGUAGUAUUCUUUUAGUUAUUUUUAUUUGUCCUUAUAUUGAUCUUUUUUAAGUGAGCCCUGGCCAAGAAAAAAUUAGGGUGUUUUAUGGCUGUGUCAUCUUAUUAGUUGGAGGGGAGUAGACAGCGCUUCAACCAACAUGAAAUAAGCGGCCGCUACAGAAUUACAUAUACUGUAGAAUGUAAUAAUUAAUAGUGUAAAUAGUAAUUUAAUAGGAUCUCUGCAGGUGCCACCAUAUAGAACAAAGAUGUGGCUUUAUUGGUUCACACACUGAAGAAAGAGGGAUGUAUUUCAUUGCCCCCCUGCUCCCCUCCUCAGUUGUCUCAGGCUGGGAAGCUAGCGGACACAGGCCUGCCCACCAUCCAGAACUCUGUCAACGUGGCUGACUUCUCCUGGGACCCCUUCAACAGUCACAGGCUGGUGGUGGCGGGCGACGAUGCUAAGAUCCGUGUGUGGCAGGUGCCUGAGGGGGGUCUGACAGAGACCCUGACCGAGCCAGAGGCCAUCCUGCAGGGUAAGACACACUCCGCAGGGAACUUGAGCCCAAUUAAGUUCAGUUAAAGUUGAAUUAAAUUGGACUCAGAGCAGGGGCUUUUGGGGUCCAAUGUGAAAUAUAUGAACAUUUAGAUGGGUCCAAUGUGAAAUAUAUGAACAUUUAGAUGGGUCCAAUGUGAAAUAUGUGAACAUUUAGAUGGGUCCAAUAUGAAAUAUGUGAACAUUUAGAUGGGUCCAAUGUGAAAUAUGUGAACAUUUAGAUGUGUGAGUGAAUGUAGUCACAUAUCAGUGCACUAUCCUUCAUUCAAUGAGUGACAGAAACUAAAUGUACAGGAUACCGGUAUGCAAUUUGCUACAGUGUCUCAUAUUAUCCUUAUAUAGCCUUAUACUGUGUGAUUUACUGAGUAGAUCAUAACAUGAUCAAUAGAAAUAAAUAAUAUAUUGAUCGAUUGAUAGAAUGUGAGUGAGUGACAGGGGUUUUGACCAAUCACAGGCCACACUGAGAAGAUCUACUCAGUCAAGUUCCACCCCCUGGCGUCGGGCCUGCUGGCAUCCUCCUCCUACGACCAGACUGUGCGCCUGUGGGUCCUGGAGUCUGGGGACGAGGUCAAAGUGCUCCGGGGACACCAGGAUCAGGUGACGGGGGAGGAGGGAAAGGAGGCGGGACAUAAGGAAUGUGGCAUUGGCAGAGGGCGGAACCACUGGUUUUGUUAGAGAAUAGGGCGUGGUAGAAUUGAUCUGGGAUAAUAAUAAUGAUAGAUGGAUGGAUGGAUAUUGAUUGAUUGAGACUACCUACAGUAUGUACAGUGAGGGAAAAAAGUAUUUGAUCCCCUGCUGAUUUUGUACGUUUGCCCACUGACAAAGAAAUGAUCCGUCUAUAAUUUUAAUGGUAGGUUUAUUUGAACAGUGAGAGACAGAAUAACAACAAAAAAAUCCAGAAAAACGCAUGUCAAAAAUGUUAUAAAUUGAUUUGCAUUUUAAUGUGGGAAAUAAGUAUUUGACCCCCUCUCAAUCAGAAAGAUUUCUGGCUCCCAGGUGUAUUUUAUACAGGUAAAGAGCUGAGAUUAGGAGCACACUCUUAAAGGGAGUGCUUCUAAACUCAGCUUGUUACCUGUAUAAAAUACACCUGUCCACAGAAGCAAUCAAUCAGAUUCCAAACUCUCCACCAUGGCCAAGACCAAAAAGCUCUCCAAGGAUGUCAGGGACAAGAUUGUAGACCUACACAAGGCUGGAAUGGGCUACAAGACCAUCGCCAAGCAGCUUGGUGAGAAGGUGACAACAGUUGGUGCGAUUAUUCGCAAAUGGAAGAAACACAAAAGAACUGUCAAUCUCCCUCGGCCUGGGGCUCCAUGCAAGAUCUCACCUCUUGGAGUUGCAAUGAUCAUGAAAACGGUGAGGAAUCAGCCCAGAACUACAUGGGAGGAUCUUGUCAAUGAUCUCAAGGCAGCUGGGACCAUAGUCACCAAGAAAACAAUUGGUAACACACAACGCCGUGAAGGACUGAAAUACUGCAGUGCCCGCAAGGUCCCCCUGCUCAAGAAAGCACAUAUACAUGCCCGUCUGAAGUUUGCCAAUGAACAUCUGAAUGAUUCAGAGGAGAACUGGGUGAAAGUGUUGUGGUCAGAUGAGACCAAAAUGGAGCUCUUUGGCAUCAACUCAACUCGCCGUGUUUGGAGGAGGAAUGAUGCCUAUGACCCCAAGAAUCCAUCCCCACCGUCAAACAUGGAGGUGGAAACAUUAUGCUUUGGGGGUGUUUUUCUGCUAAGGGGACAGGACAACUUCACCGCAUCAAAGGGACGAUGGAUGGGGCCAUGUACCGUCAAAUCUUGGGUGAGAACCUCCUUCCCUCAGCCAGGGCAUUGAAAAUUGGUCGUGGAUGGGUAUUCCAGCAUGACAAUGACCCAAAACACACGGCCAAGGCAACAAAGGAGUGGCUCAAGAAGAAGCACAUUAAGGUCCUGGAGUGGCCUAGCCAGUCUCCAGACCUUAAUCCCAUAGAAAAUAUGUGGAGGGAGCUGAAGGUUCGAGUUGCCAAACGUCAGCCUCGAAACCUUAAUGACUUGGAGAAGAUCUUCAAAGAGGAGUGGGACAAAAUCCCUCCUGAGAUGUGUGCAAACCUGGUGGCCAACUACAAGAAACAUCUGACCUCUGUGAUUGCCAACAAGGGUUUUGCCACCAAGUACUAAGUCGUGUUUUGCAGAGGGGUCAAAUACUUAUUUCCCUCAUUAAAAUGCAAAUCAAUUAAUAACAUUUUUGACAUGCGUUUUUUCUAGAUUUCUUUGUUGUUAUUCUGUCUCUCACUGUUCAAAUAAACCUACCAUUAAAAUUAUAGACUGAUCAUUUCUUUGUCAUUGGGCAAACGUACAAAAUCAGCAGGGGAUCAAAUAAUUUUUUCCCUCACUGUAGAAGGAAUGUGCAUGUGUCUCCUUCGCUUCAUUUCAACUUUUUCCUUUCUCUGUUCCCUCUCUCCUUCCUGGUGUGUAUGUAGAUAUUUGGGAUGGCGUGGAGUCCAGAUGGUAAACUCCUGGCCACGGUGUGUAAGGAUGGGAAAUUGCGCAUCUACGACCCUCGCAAGUCUGCUGACCCAGUACAGGUGUGUGUACGGGAGACCUGAGGAGUUUUUGAACCUUUUUGUGUGGAAACAGAGUAUUUACAAAUCGCUCUCUUUCUCUCCUUCUCCUUCUCUCUCUCUCUCUGCAGGAGGGUGCAGGUCCUGAGGGCCACAGGGGGGCUCGUGUGGUGUGGGUGUGUGACGGCAAAUACCUGAUGGUGUCGGGUUUCGACAGGUGAAUAUUUCUCUGUAUUUCUGUUUGGUAGUUGAGCUUCAAUUUGUGCAUAACAAUCAAUUUACCUUAAUUUCAUUCAUUCAUUCAGUUCAUUGUCUGUCUAUGACCAUUCAGACAGUCUGACAUGUAGUUCACCCAUAAUCUUGGUUCACAUUUAAAAAACUGUUCACCUUUGUUGGAGACCAAUGACUUUAUGGUCCUAGUGAAGAGGAAUACAACCUUUCUGACCCUAGACCUCAUUGAUGAUGUCACCACAGUUCACCUCACCUUUGACCCCUGAUGUGUUUUCCCCUUCUGCAGUCGCAGUGAGAGAACCCUGUACCUGCACUCCGCUGAGUCCCUGUCCUCCGGGGCCAUCGCCAGCGCCCCCACUGAUGUCUCGCCCUCCACCCUCAUUCCCUUCUACGACCCCGACACCAGCGUCGUCAUCCUCACCGGAAAGGUAAACAACAGCAAACAAACUAAUAAACAAACAGAGCAUUUAUUUUGAAUGGAUGAAAAUAGGAGCCAUAUUGACUUGAUGUUGUGUUGAAAGUCUGUUACAGACUCUUGUGCUUAAUGAUAAUAAUGUCUGCCUAGCCUGGUUCCAGAUCUGUUUGUGCUGUCUUGCCAACUCCUAUGGCAUUUCAGUAGUAGACAACAAAAAACGAUCUGGGACCUGGCAAAUGUCGGCCAUUGGUGGAUUGGUAGAUUCAUACUGACUCCCCAUACCCAGACUUUGACACGAGUAAACCUAUACAGCCAUUGUUUGUUGUUGUUGUUGUUUACCAGGGUGACACGCGAGUGUACAUCUUUGAGAUAGUGCCAGAGGCUCCCUAUUUCCUGGAAUGUGCCAGCUUCAACUCCUCAGAGCCCCACAAGGUAUAGUCUUUAUGUUUACUGCAUUUACAUUCCUCCUUUUCACUCUUUCUUUUCUCCUUUUCAUAUAUCCCUCUCCUUUUUAUUACAUGUUUUGUAGUCAAUGGAUGAAAACAUUUCCCUGAAUUUGUGACUUGUAUAAAAUGUCUGUGAAUUGAUUGACUGACUGACUAAUUGACGAUCAGUCAAUCAAUUACGCUGGCUGCUGUAGACCUGUAGAAUCUCUCUGCAUGAACUUCCUGUUUCCUGUGUUUAGGGCUUGGCCUUCCUGCCGAAGACUGAGUGUGUGGUGCAAGAGGUGGAGGUGGCCAGGGGUCUGAGGCUCAGUAAGACCUCCAUAGAGCCAGUGGCCUUCAGAGUCCCCCGCGUCAGAGUGAGUCAUGGCUGAACACCUCCAUCUAGUGUAUAUUUGGGGGAAAUAGGAAAAACCUGCAGUUAUUUGAUGACUUUUCAGACCAUGGCCUCAAAGGACUAGCAGUAAAAAUGGGUUUAGUAUGUGAACCCCUGUUUGUUCUUUGUCUAUGGACUUUGAGUUUGAGUUGUGAGUUCUGAACUAACCCCGUCAUGUCUCGUCUCCCUCCCUCCUUCUCUCCGUCCGUCCACAGAAAGAGUUCUUCCAGGACGAUGUGUACCCAGACACAGCAGUGUGGUGGGAGUCCUCUCUGACAGCCUCAGCCUGGCUGGCUGGUUCUGAUGGGAAGCAUCGCUCCAUCAGCCUCAAGCCCAAAGACAUGACCCCAGGUAGGGGCUAACCUCAGCUCUGCUCUGCUCGGCCCGGGCACAUAUAGUACAAACAGUGGACUGAAGUCAACAGCAUUACAGCAUUACUGUUAGAUCAGCAUUUUGAAUUUCAGAUGAGAAGCAAAGCAUGUACAGUUUAUAAGGGCCAACCUAUAGCAGAAUUCCCUGAAAUGCUCUCACUGCACCAAAUGCCCUACAUUUAUACUCCUAGUUAUUCAUACACUGAAGAGGUGCCACACAGAGGAUCUAAGAUCUUUUAUCUGUGUUGACUCCAAAGGAGCGUUAUCUGGUGACUGUUUAAUAAUGUUAACACUCAGUGGUGACUAAAGAUCUGGACUCCCAGUGUGUCCAGUCUGAGACAUACCCCCUACAUGCUAAGAAGUGCAAACGUUAGAUAUUACUGCACUGUCGGAGCUAGAAGCACAAGCAUUUCACUACACCCGCAAUAACAUCUGCUAAACACAUGUAUGUGAACAAUAAAAUGUGAUUUGAUUUUGAUUAGCAUGUGUGAAGAUCCAUGUCCUUCCAGACCUGACUGAUUGAGACCGAUCAAGCCAGAGAAGACUUGCUCAGUGUCUCUGCAGGUGGCCUGCUGUGGUCUAGCGGUUAGGUUAGGGCUGCUGUCUUUAGAACACACAGUAUAUAUACAGUGGUCCACCGCCAUUCUGAUACAAACCUCUCCCAACUCUCUUGUCUCACUUUCACUGUUUCUGUCUGUCUGUCUGUCCGUCUGUCCUCUCAGUGAGUGAGGCACCCAAGGAGGUCCAAGUGAGAAAGUACCUGCCAUCCUCUCACUACCUGGAGGAGAAGACUGACGAGCAGAAGAAAGAUGAGGUCUGUCUGUCUGCCUGUCUGUCUGUGUGCACCUGUGUGUCUGUCUGUCUGUGUGCACCUGUUUGUGUGUGUCUGUGUGCGUAUAUGUAUGUGUGUGUUGCUACUAUCUGAAUGUAAAGCAUCUUAUCUUAGUGAGUAUUUCUCUUUGAGUGCAGCUAGCUAUAUGGAAGCUUGGUGACUGUUUUGUUAUUUGUCAUGUUUUGUCACAGUAAUAGUAUGAAUAGUUAUUAGUAGGGAUGGAAAAAUCUAUUUUGAUAUCCGUUUUAACCAAUAUCAUGUAUGAAUGUUUCAUUUUCUGUUCAUUUCCACGGCUUUGUGAAGUCCAGACAACUGCUUGCGGAUUUUCUAUUGGGCCAGACGUGAAUAUUCUGGUAGCAUAUAGGCCUACCUACCUAACCAGUUUGAAUCCAAUGGGAAGCCAGUUGAUGGCCCAUCAGCAGGCAGUUAACUUUGCUAAAUGAAGAGCCUGUGAGAGGGUUUUGUGCCUGCAAGACUCAUGAAUGCUCUUUUACCUAAUAGUGUAGGUUAAUAGCAAUGAUAAACCGAUAUCACAAUAUGUCUUGCUCAUAUCGAUAUCAAACAAUAUCGAAAUCAUGUUAAAUGAUGGAUAUUGGUACCCACCAAAUCAAAAUAAAAUAAAAUAAAUGUAUUGGUCACAUACACAUAGUUAGAAGAUGUUAUUGCGACUGUAGCAAAAUGCUUGUGCUUCUAGUUCCGACAGUGCAGCAAUAUCUAGCAAGUAAUAUCUAACAGUUCCACAACAAAUACCUAAUACACACUAAGUAAAUCUAAGGAAUUUAAUAAGAAUAUAUAAAUAUAUGGAUGAGCAAUGUCAUUGUAACCUCCCGAGUGGCGCAGUGGUCUAAGGCACUGCAUCUCUGUGCCACUAGAGAUCCUGGUUCGAAUCCUGGCUCUGUCGUAGCCGGCUGCGACCGGGAGACCCAUGGGGUGGCGCACAAUUGGCCCAGCGUCGUCCAGGGUAGGGGAGGGAAUGGCCGGCAGGGAUGUAGCUCAGUUGGUAGAGCAUGGCGUUUGCAACGCCAGGGUUGUGGGUUCGAUUCCCACUGGGGGCCAGUAUGAAAAAAAAAUAUAUAUAUAUAUUUCAUGUAUGCACUCUGUAAGUCGCUCUGGAUAAGAGUGUCUGCUAAAUGACUAAAAUGUAAAAAUAGAUAGUAUAGAAUAGAGUAUAUACAUAUGAGAUGGGUAAUGGGUAGUAUAGAAACACCACUAGUUAGUAGUGUGACUAUAGUGUGUUAAUCAUGUGCCUGUGCUACAGCUGUUGAGUGCCAUGAUAGGCAAGCUAGGGAACAUGGAUGACAACCCUCUACCACAGGAGUCCUUCCAGGGAGUAGAAGACGAUGAGUGGGUGAGUGACAAACACACACACACACACACACAAACACAGACACAGAUGUACACAGAUGUACACACUCACAUUUAACCAUGCUCUUGUGUCUUUCAGGGUGACUAGUGUGUGUUGCCUUGCGGACCUGCUUGCGGUGCCAGCAGUAACCAAGGGGCCUGCUGGACUGAAACUUGCCAUUCCUGCGUGCCACUGAUGCAUCCUAUGUCAAAAAAACAUCUCCCAAACACCUAACAUUAAACCUUCCAGAAAUCCCAGUUGGAGAAUUGUGUGUGUGGAUUUCCUGCUUAUUUUCCUGGGACUUUUGGGGAAUGUUACCAGACUUGUGCAACCCUACCGCCCAUAUCCCCAUAUCAUCCUCUAAUACUCUGAAUAAGUAGACGUUGCCUUUAACCAUUGGCUGAUCUAGGAUCAGAUAUGUUUUCCUCUCCAUAAUGGUUAAAGUUAGGAUUGGAGGUUUGGAAUCUGAUCCUAGAUCUGUGGUUAAAGGCAACCUUACCUCAAUUCG